AUGACCGAACUUACAAACGAACCCGUCAAAAAGGAUCCAGAAGACCCAGAAGAAGCAGAUGUUUCCCCUUUCACGCCUUUCCAGAUGAUGGAAAGUCUGCUUGAAAAACUAAAGUCUUUAGACUACGAACAGCAGUACUGUCGUCGAAUGCGUCUCAAGGGCUUCUCCAAGGUUUAUUUUGCGGUCCCCACAAACCCCGGAGAACAGUUUAACAGUUUUGUAUCCCUUGCCGCUUGGCUGAUCGACCAGAGUGGUGGUUCUAUGGAACAGCCGCAGGAGUACGACGACCCCAACGCCACCAUUGCCAAUGUCCUUGAGUUGCUUCGAGGUCUCGGUUACUCCACCGAGUUUCCUCCAUCAAAGCUGAAGUCUGGUUGCGGCGGACCCUGUAUCCGCGUACUCGACCUUCUAGCGAGUGCUGCUGUCAAAAAUAAGAAGCUGCGCUUUGAGCUCCCACAGUUCUCCCAAGACGAAGCAGACGAUCCAGGUGUUGAGGAAUGCACGCACUCGGACGACGACGAUGACCUGGUGGAAUGGACCAGCAAGCGUUCUCGCCAGCGGUCUCAUAACAAUCGUGCGGGCGGCUUCAUCUGUGAUUCUGAAACAGAUGCCGAAGUGAUCGAUGACGAUGAGGCCGUCCUCGACCUUGAAGGUCAGUCAGUCUAUCAGCCGAAUGUCAUCUACGAUUAUCCCACGUCUUUUGGGAUGUCUGUGCUUACUAUGAUUGCUUUUACUCGCUUUCCAGGUAGCCAUCAACAGAAAACAGUGUUCACUACGUCUGCUCAGACUACUGAAACCACCGACGACUCUCUUGUGGAUCCCCAUGGACUCUUUGGUAGUCUUUUGACACAUGCACAGCUCGGAGGUCAUUAUGGGGCUAGUGAAAUGGCAAACAUCUUGGAACCUGCCAUAGAUCGUGGUGACUGGCAACUUGAGGUGGAGCGAGUGCUCCCGCAGUUGCGGGUGGCCAUCAGGACGGAAGCUAAGGAUUGGCGAAGUCACCUGGAGCAGAUGACGCGCCAUAAAACGGAGAUUGAGGCCUGCUUUAGUGAGUCAAAGGGUUAUCUCCAGCGUCUGCAUGAAGAUCUUUCGAGGAGUCUUGACAAGAUCGGUAGUCGGGAGAAAUACAUUAACAGUCAAGUGGACCAACUCCUGACCGAAUACAGGUGUGCGCAAGUGAGUUCCUUGUCGGAUUUUUCCUGA
Molecule: messenger RNA, 1203 nt
Organism: Dibothriocephalus latus
Lineage: Eukaryota; Metazoa; Platyhelminthes; Cestoda; Diphyllobothriidea; Diphyllobothriidae
Source: the annotation of a GenBank genome assembly